This is a messenger RNA of Acaulospora morrowiae, 401 nucleotides long. The record is from the annotation of a GenBank genome assembly. NCBI's taxonomy places the organism in Eukaryota, Fungi, Glomeromycota, Glomeromycetes, Diversisporales, Acaulosporaceae.
CAGUGAUAGCGGAUAGUCUUAAAAGAUAUUAUGAGCUAAAAGGUAAAGAAGUUGUAUUGAGCACGGGAACCGAUGAACAUGGAUUAAAGGCACGCACGGAUUUCGAUAAUUUCUCAAUGAUUCAACAGGCAGCAAUUAAAGAAAAUAAGAGUCCGCAAGAGUUUUGUGAUCAAAUUUCAAACCGAUUCCGUGAAUUAUUUGAUACGGCCAACAUAAGUUACACAACUUUUAUGCGUACCACAGAUCAAAGGCACAUAGAGACAGUGAAAUACUUUUGGAAUCAAUUAGUAGAUGGUGGGCACAUAUAUAAAGGAGCUCACGAAGGUUGGUACUCGAUAUCCGACGAAGCGUUUUACAAUGCUUCACAGGUCCAUGAAACUGUUACGUCGGAUGGAAAUAAA